AUGAAGACAGAAACAGCGUCAACAGACAGCCCUGGAGCCAUUGAGGCCCAAGGGACCAACAACAUCCUCGACAGUCUCGCAUCUCUCGAUCGUGACUCUCAGCUUCAACGUGGCCUCAAAAGUAGACAUAUCCAGUUCUUGGCCUUAGGUGGCGCUAUCGGAACGGGUCUUUUCGUAGGAUCAGGAGGGAUUCUAGCGAUUGUUGGCCCCGUACCUCUCUGGCUUGGCUAUCUGUUUAUGAUGUUCCUUGUGUGGAUUGUCAUGAACUGCAUCGCUGAGAUGACAACAUACCUUCCCAUGAAGGGUAUUACGAUUCCGUACUUCACAGACCGUUAUGUGGACAGGAGUUUGGCGUUCGCCCUGGGCUGGAACUACUGGUAUGCCUACACUUUCCUUGUUGCUGCCGAGGUCUCGGCAGGCGCCAUCCUCCUGGAGUAUUGGGAUACACCAGUGCCGACAGCGGUCUGGAUUACCAUCAUCCUCGCUGUUUGUUUGCUCCUAAACAUCAUCGCUGUCGAGAUCUUCGGAGAAGCCGAGUUCUGGUUCGCCAGUAUCAAGCUCAUCACCAUCAUCGGCCUGAUCAUUGUUGGUAUCGUCAUCAUGGCUGGAGGUGCACCAGAGGGAGGAGCAGUUGGGUUCAAGUAUUGGAAGGACCCUGGUGCUUGGCAAGAAUACGUUGGAAGAGGCUCAACCGGUCGCUUCACAGCCUUCUGGACCGCUGUCGUUCGUGCAGGCUUCAGCUUCAUCACAUCACCCGAGCUCAUCGGUACCGCCGCUGGCGAGUCAGUUGCCCCUCGUCGCAACAUUCCUAAGGCUGCUGGCCGCUUUCUCGUCCGCUUGGCGAUAUUCUACGGUGUGAGCAGUCUCAUCGUUGGCGCGCUGGUUCCUUCGAACGAUCCGCGUCUGCUUUCCCCUGAAUCCAACGCCAAUGCCAGUCCUUGGGUUAUUGGCAUUCAGCGUGCUGGCAUCAAGGGUCUUAAUCAUGUCAUCAACGCCGCUAUUUUAACAUCAGCUUGGUCUGCCGGCAACGCCUUCUUGUACUCAGGUUCGCGUAUUCUUUAUUCAAUGGCCGCUAUCGGCCAAGCGCCGUCCAUCUUUACACGCACGUCCCAUCGUGGUGUGCCUUACGCCGCCAUUCUGGGUACUUGGGGUGUUGCGCUGCUCUCGUACCUCAACGUCUCGGAGAACGGUGCGCGUGUGUUCGGUUGGUUCAUGAACUUGUCGACUAUCUCGGGUUUCAUCGGCUGGAUUGUGGUCAUGGUUACGUACCUGCGUUUUCGCUCUGCGCUGUCCUUCCAAGGGCUGCUGCACACCUUGCCGUACAAGACCAUCGCACAGCCUUACGCAACCUACUUUGUGCUGUUCCUGGUGUCAGCGCUGACGCUCACGAACGGCUUUCAAGUGUUUGCGAAAGGUAGGUGGAAUGUCGAGGACUUCCUGGCUGCGUACAUCACCAUCCCGUUUUUCCUGGUUCUGUACAUGGGCCACAAGUUGCGAUGCCGCGGGCCUGUGGUCAAGCCGGUUAGCGAAAUUGAUGUUAUCACGGGCAAGAAAGAGAUGGAUGAAUUUUGCGAAAUGGACCAUAUCGUGCCGGAGCCGAAGAACAUUGUUCAACGAAUUUGGUUCUGGCUUGCCUAA
Messenger RNA from Thermochaetoides thermophila DSM 1495, 1638 nucleotides. RefSeq lists its product as uncharacterized. Gene Ontology annotation, biological process: amino acid transmembrane transport. The coding region runs from base 1 to 1638 and encodes 545 amino acids. The transcript is spliced from 2 exons. Gene Ontology annotation, molecular function: amino acid transmembrane transporter activity. Gene Ontology annotation, cellular component: membrane. The record is from RefSeq and is a predicted model, not a curated record. Lineage: Eukaryota; Fungi; Ascomycota; Sordariomycetes; Sordariales; Chaetomiaceae.